Messenger RNA from Suillus paluster, 216 nucleotides. RefSeq lists its product as uncharacterized. The annotation marks the transcript as partial. NCBI's taxonomy places the organism in Eukaryota, Fungi, Basidiomycota, Agaricomycetes, Boletales, Suillaceae. The record is from RefSeq and is a predicted model, not a curated record. The transcript has a single exon.
AUCGAUGAGAUGUCGAAAGACAAACAAACACAAAUCCAGAGGUAUGGAAGAGCAAAGAGGAGCCAAUAUGCAAGCAUGAAGGGUGCAUUUGUUCGUGGACGGCGCUUCACAGUAGCAGCUGCUUUGACGAUGGAUGGAAUCAUUGCGGGACAUGUUCUGGAAGGAUCUCUGCAUCGCAAUGGAUACCUUCACUUUCUCGAACAUUCUGUCAUGAGU